UAUAAGCAAUUUCCACUCCGCUAUGAUCGUCGCCGAAUUCCCAUAGAAACAAGCACGUCCGCCUUCUGAUUGUUCGGCAUAAUGGGUCCUUCAAAGUCGCUCAGAAAAUCAUUCUUAGCCUUAUUCAUCUUGCUGCUAAACCUUCGGAUCACCGGAAGUAGUGAUUCUUCGCUAGGUUACAAUGGAGACGAGAGAGACGCUCUUUAUGCUCUGAGAGCCGCUUUCAAUAAUCCUUUCUUGAACAAAAACUGGACUAGCAUACAUUGUUAUAUGGAUGAACCGCCGAGAUGGUACGGUAUUCAGUGCAACAAUGGCCGGGUCACAGGAAUAGUACUGGAAGGUAUGGAGCUGAAAGGGAUGAUCAGUUUUGACGCCCUCAUUCACUUCUCCGAGCUAUCCAUCCUGAGCUUCAAGAACAAUGCUCUUCAAGGGAGAAUAAUGAAUUUUUCAAGUAACCAGAAGUUGGCCAGAAUCGACCUCUCGGGGAACAAGUUCCACUGUCCAAUCUCGGAGUCGCUCCUGAGUCUAGCUCUACUAGCAUCAUUGCAGCUCCAGAACAACAACUUGACAGGGGAAAUCCCGGAGUUUAAACAAUCUACCUUGAUCUCCUUCAAUGUGUCCAACAACAAUAUAAGCGGGCCAAUCCCAUUGAAGCAAACUUUCCAAUUGUUCGGCAGGGAGUCAUACUUGGGCAACCCAGGACUAUGCGGACCACCCACGCAUAAGUCCUGUGGUAACUCAAGCUUCCAGGAGUCAGCGAGCAAUAGCCUGUCAUCUUCCAAUCCUUCUGGAAAUGCAGAUAAUAGUACUGAAAAAAGCAAGAAUCCUUCCAAUUCUGGCUUUCGCAUUCUUUCUCUGCUAUUCAGCGUGGUGGCUCUACAUGCUGUGAUCUUUCUCUGUAUCUUGUCCUAUAAGAAGGCCAAGAAGCUCAAACGAUUCAUGAACCAAGAGAAUAGCAGAGAAGAAGAAGCAGAAAACGAGAAAGAAGAGAAAAGCGAGGUGGUCGAGAGCGGCAGAUUCGUAGAGAGGGGAAAAGAUAGGGGGAAGCUUAUAUUCCUGGCAAAAGGUGGGGGGUUCAAAUUGAGUGAUCUUUUGAAGGCAUCUCCGGAGGAAAUCGGGAAAGGCGUCUUUGGGAACACCUACAAGGCGAUCUUGGAUGAUGGGAAAGCCCUCGUGGUGAAGAUUUUGAGGGAUCUAAAGCCAAUGACUAGAAAGGAGUUCACGAGGCAAUUGCAGUUGCUGGCCUAUCAAAAGCACCCAAAUCUGAUUUCUCCUCUCGCCUGCUUCUUCUCUAAGCAACAAAAGCUGUUGAUCUACAGACACGCAGAGAAAGGCAACUUGUUUGACCGCAUUCACGGAGGAAGGGGAAGCAAAGAGCGGGUGCCAUUCAGGUGGAACUCCAGACUAUCAGCUGCUCUAGGCGUGGCUCGUGCCCUACACUACCUUAACGUGAACUCCAACUCAAGACCAAAUGUGAUCGUCCCACAUGGGAACCUGAAAUCAAGCAAUGUCCUCCUCAAUCAAGAUGACACCGUCCUUGUCUCUGACUACGGCCUCUCCUCUCUCAUUGCACUCCCCAUUGCCGUGAAAUCCAUGGUCUGCUUCAAAUCCCCUGAAUACCAAACCACGCAACUGAUCUGCGAGAAGACCGAUGUCUGGAGCUACGGUUGUCUGCUUCUCGAACUACUCACUGGCCGAGUCUGCGCCAAUGGGGCCCCACCGGGAGUCCAUGGCGUAGAUCUCUGCAGCUGGGUUCGCUGGGCAGUGAGAGAGGAAUGGACCGCCGAGAUCUUCGACUCCGAGUUCAGAAAGGAGAAAAGGUUAUCCGAUGGGAUGUACAAGUUGCUGCUGAUAGCGAUACAGUGCAGUGAUCGGUCGCCUGAUAGGCGUCCUGAGAUGGCGGAUAUCGUGUACCAGAUUGAGUAUAUUAAGGUGGUCGACGAUUGCGAGGACGACUCUGUCACGUCGCAUGACGACAUUGUUCAAAGCUCCUGGUGA
Molecule: messenger RNA, 1998 nt
Organism: Syzygium oleosum
Lineage: Eukaryota; Viridiplantae; Streptophyta; Magnoliopsida; Myrtales; Myrtaceae
Product: probable inactive receptor kinase At2g26730
Exons: 2
Coding region: 82-1998 (638 amino acids)
Biological process (GO): protein phosphorylation
Molecular function (GO): ATP binding; protein kinase activity
Source: RefSeq, a predicted model, not a curated record